Molecule: messenger RNA, 786 nt
Organism: Coregonus sp. 'balchen'
Lineage: Eukaryota; Metazoa; Chordata; Actinopteri; Salmoniformes; Salmonidae
Source: the annotation of a GenBank genome assembly
AUGACAUAUUAUCUGUCUGUCUCGCCCCCUCCCUCAACAGGUUUAAAGUGGUUCGGGAUUUUCCCUAACCUCUCCUUCCGCCGCAGCUCAUUGUCUGACAAAUCCAACUCCAAGUCCUCCUCCUCCGAGCCUGAUGGGGCUCUGGACAUGGUAUCCUCCCCCAUCGCUGCGGAGACGUUUGUUGACGACAUGGAUAUGAUGCAUCCAUGCACCUCCAGCUAUGCCCGCUCCAGCGACAACUACACCCACAUGGGCACCUUGCCUCGCUUCCUCCUCAGGAAGAGGGACAAGAGUGGGAGUUCUGGGAAAAGAGGGACCAAGAAGAUCAAGGAGAAGACAGGGGCAGGGCUGAGCAGGAGUCAGAGCCAGCGGCCGGCAGGGGACAAUGUGUGUAGCUCUCCUCUGCUCAUGGCACUAUCCAGCCAGCCUGGCUCCAGAAAGGACCAGCCUCUCUCAACUUUAUCCAGCCAGGCUGGUCCUGGUCCAAGGCCCCAACGGGACCAGGGGCUGCCUCCCAUCACCAGAGGGGGAUCACUUGACAGGAAUGAACACGGAGACCCACAGGCCCACCUUGAGGAAGAAGAACCACACCAAGGGCAGCUUACGUCAGCUCAGGAUGUGGAGUCUAGUACCUCUAACGCCCCUCCACUCAUGUGUGAAGACGUCUCCAAAGAACACACAUUCACCACUGAUCAGGGUGCAUCUUCAGAUACAGCUUCAACUGGUGGGGCCAGAAGGAACCGUCCUACUGUACCUGGUCAGUCUGAUUCCGUCUCCAAUUGUUGA